Messenger RNA from Chara braunii, 611 nucleotides. NCBI's taxonomy places the organism in Eukaryota, Viridiplantae, Streptophyta, Charophyceae, Charales, Characeae. The record is from the annotation of a GenBank genome assembly.
CUCGGCGCCCAGACUACAGAWGGCAGAUCCUAUCUAGCCUACUCUACAAUGCCGCCAGAUGACGUCAACAGCUUCACCGAAGUACGAGCAGAUCUCGGACAAUGUCGUCGCUUCUAGCACCAGCGGGAGGAGUAACGGGGGAAGAACAGGAGGAGCAGGGGGAGGAGGAGGAGGAAGAGGAGGAAGAGGAGGAAGAGUUGUCAGGGCAGGGGGAUCGCAAUCGGGGGAAGUAGAGGUCGGGAUGGAGAAAUGGGAUCGGAGAGGGAAGUCGGGAUCGGGGGACAGAGGUGGGGAUCGAUGGGGAGAAAUUGUGGGGAAGGAAGUUCGGGAUGGGGAGGGAAGUCACCGGAAGGAGGUCGGGGGAGGGAGGUCGGAGGAGGGAGGUCGGAGGAGGGAGAUGGGAUCGGGGGAGAGAGGUGGGGAUCCAUGGAGGGAAGCCGGGAUCGGGGGAGAGGUGGGGAUCGAUGGAGGAAAGUUGGGAUCGGGCGAGAGAGGUGGGGAUCGAUGGAGGGAAGUUAGGGAAGGGACGCUGGGAUCCGGAAGGAAGUCGGCGAAGGGAGGUCUGGGGAGGGAGGUCGGCUAAGGGAGGUCAGUAAAGGGAAGUCCAAGUA